Messenger RNA from Macrobrachium nipponense, 8045 nucleotides. Its product is annotated as galactosylgalactosylxylosylprotein 3-beta-glucuronosyltransferase S-like. Gene Ontology annotation, molecular function: galactosylgalactosylxylosylprotein 3-beta-glucuronosyltransferase activity. Lineage: Eukaryota; Metazoa; Arthropoda; Malacostraca; Decapoda; Palaemonidae. Gene Ontology annotation, cellular component: Golgi membrane. Bases 215 to 1288 code for a protein of 357 amino acids. The transcript is spliced from 8 exons. Gene Ontology annotation, biological process: chondroitin sulfate proteoglycan biosynthetic process; carbohydrate metabolic process. The record is from RefSeq and is a predicted model, not a curated record.
AGAAGACGGACCCCAGCGGGGCUCCUCUCGGGUUUGUUUGUGGGUUAACGCCCAAGGACAAGCGAGGACCACAGCCGCAGCAGACGAAAUUUUGCUUGUUGAAUACAGUCUCUGACAAAUUAAUUCUCCGUGGCUUUUCGUUGGUUACCGCGCCGCGUAAGAUACAGUUGAUGAUUUCAUAGAAUUUGGUGGCUAAUGACCAGAGCAUGAGUAGAUGAAGCAGACCUGUUUUUGCACACCUGGGAAAUGGAACAGAUUUCAAGUCUCUGGGACCUCCCAGGAACCUUAUACUAAUAUUAUGUGGCGUUGGCAUAUAAAAACGCACUGGCGGUGCAUCAGGUCUGAUGGGAUGACUCGGAGACAAAGGAUCGUUAUGGCGGUUGUCAUAGGAGGGUCUCUUGUAUACAUCAUCCUCACACAGGUCUUCCUAGUAUUUGCUGGUGCACCUGGAGAACCUUUACAUCCAGAGGUUCGGAAAUUCUGUUCUGCUGCGAUAAAGAAAAAUGUCAGCAUUGCUGAAGAGGAGGGCAUGCCAAUAAUAUACGUCGUCACUCCCACAUAUCGAAGACCUGAAAUGAUAGCAGAACUGACCAGGCUGGGUCAGACGCUGACGAUGGUCCAACGCAUACAUUGGAUCGUGGCUGAAGACAGUGGUACUUGCACUGCGGCUAUCACAAUUCUCAUGCAGAGAUUAGGUCUUCCAUACACCCAUCUAGCGAGUCCCAUGCCUGAUGUGUAUCGUAGAGAGCGCUACGUUCCCCGAGGAGUGUCAAAUCGUAGAGCCGCUUUACAGUGGGUCAAAGAGCAUGGGGAGGAUAAUGGGGUCCUCUUCUUUUUGGAUGAUGACAAUGCUGUCGAUAUUCGUCUGUUUGAUGAGAUGAGAUCAACAGAUAAAGUUUCUAUGUGGCCUGUGGGGUUGAUUGGUGAUUACACAGUUAGUUCACCUGUUGUCAAUGAGGGGAAAGUUGUAGGCUUUUACGAUGGGUGGCCAGCGGGAAGAAAGUUCCAGGUUGACAUGGCUGGAUUUGCAGUUGGUGUUGGUUACCUUAAGAAACAAAAGAAGGUAACAAUGCCCUAUAUAGCAGGGCAUGAAGAAGAUGGCUUUCUGAAAUCAUUAAACUUAAGUAUUAAAGACAUCGAGGUGAAAGCAGACGGCUGUACAAACAUCCUGGUUUGGCACACCCGCACAGCCAAAAAUCCAUCAAGGACUUUGAAGCUUGACAACCACCAGAAUGAUAAUAUUAAGAUCUUAACCGAUAACAUGAGGGAAAUGGGUAUGAUUAAGUAGAAAGUCAUAAAUACAGGUACCACUUUUUUCUUUUAUUUUGUUUGUCAUUAUUUUAUCAUGCACUUGUUCUCAUUCUGAGGAUGCACUGUGUCACAAAUAUUUGAUACGAUCAUGGUUUCCAUCUUUUAUUUUGGUGCUCGUCAUUGUCGCUUUACCAUUGAACUAUAUUGUGAUACUGGUAAAGAUUUUUAAGAUGUAGUCUAAAUAACCUCUUUAAAGAUAUUUUUACCUAAGGUGAUUUUCAUGAAGUGCAUGUGCUUUGUUUUGUAUUAUAUUGUUAUUUGAAAGGUGGGAUGAGUCUUCAUAGUAAUUAAUUAGUUGCUGUAGUGAAGUUUCUCAUAGGUUUCUUCCUAUUCUGGUAUCAAUCAGUAUCAUGCCAAACCUUUGCUCAGAUAAGUUUUUCAUGGAAAGACCAGUAUUGAUAUUUGUGAUGUUUGAUCUGUCAUGGCAAGGGAAACUGAGGAAGUUUUUUUUUCCCUUUACCCAGUGUUCUUUGUUUCUCAGAUUUCACUUACUGACAAAGACAAAUUGACAUCUGCAGGAAAUCUUUCUGCUCUAGAUUUCUUGAUUUGGUUUUUUGUCAUUGCAGAAGAGCAGGUUAAUGCAAGUGCAAAGACUUAAUAAUCUUAAUCUGGUGCUUAUUAUCUUUAUUAACUCUUGGUUAUGAUGUCCGCAGAUUUUAGCACAGCGCUGCUAAUAGUAUUUGUGACAAGAAACAUGACUUAAUAUGAAAAUGGACAUCACACCCAUAAAUGAACACAGUUAACAACAGGCAAACUGUGAAUAUUACAUAUACUGAUGAACAUUUAAAAUGUUUGCCAAAACCCUGAAGAAAGGUUUGCAAUUACAGUGGAUUGAAUUACUAAUGUUUUGAUAUUCAACACCAUUGAUUACUUGGAUAAACUGUAUUUUUUAUUACUAAUUGUUCCUGUUUACUUAGACAGCAGUAUUUUUUACAAUAAUUUCCAUUUCUAAUAUUUAUAUCGUACAGACAUUGUGCUGUAUGUUUUCUUUUACUUAUUGAUUCAAUUUAAUGGAAAUUUGCUGUAGAUUUUAUAAUUUUUUUCAAGUGUGGGAAGUGCUUUUCAUGUGUUUUGAGUUGUAAGUAUUUUCAUUCAUAUGAAACAUUUGCUGUAUAUUUCCAUAUUGUGUCUGUAGAAGAGUAAGUCUUUUGAUAUUUAUUCCUUUCCAGUACAGGUAUAUAUAUUUGUCUGUGCACAUUUCUUUAUGAUAUAUUAGUGUUGGUGGGCAUACUAAUUUAAUCUUGUCAUGCUGUUUUUAACAUAUUUGUCAAGGCCUACAUUUGUUCUAUGGGAGGAAAUACUUUUAUAUCUUAAUACCAGUUUUGGUUUGGGGAUUCAGGAUGAUUCUUUUCGAUGAACUUGCAGACAGUGGUAUGAAGACUUGUCUCUAUAAUUUAUCGGUAAGAAAAACUUUCUGGUGGUUAUUUGGUGAGACUGAAUGUGAUUUUGUACCAAUCAAGAAUUUGUGUGGGUAUUUAAUUCAGUUUUGGAUAUUGAUUGUUUUUUAUUAUUAGAUAUAAAAAGUCAUCACAGGUCUGUAAUUCAGUUCACUGCUGUUUGUGCCUUCUGGAGUAAUUAGAAAUACUGCAUGACUUGCUGUUUUGGGACCUGAGAGUGCUUGCACUUUUCACUGAUAAAGUGACCAUUGAAAGUUUGAAAGGGUCAAUAGUAGUUUGAACUGUUUUGCCUAUUCUGUAUUAUCAAAUGAGGAACUUCUGUAAAGAAAUUGGUUUUUGAGUGAUGUCGGCAUACCUCAGAUUAGUUCUUAGCAUUUUAAUAGAGUAAGUGGUCCCAACUGAAGGUUUUUACUGUAGUGGGAUAUACGAUCUUUCUUUAUUUUGUCCAUUGUGUUUUCUAAGCAUACUUAAGUAUGACUUGUUCUUGUUUUUUCUUUAAAUAUGAGAAGUUUGUUUACUUGGAAACUGCUUGCAUGUAUACAGGCCUGAGUCAGAUUAUUUUGAAAGAUAGCUUCAGAAUUGACACUCCCUGCAUUUUGCUUGGUUAGGCCAAAUAGCAAGAUGAGUCUCUGGCUUAUGGGUUAGUUAAGUAUUUUACUUUCGUGAUUCUUUGUUCAUUUUAUGGUAGUUCCAUGUUGUAAAUGUUACAUUAUUUAUUCAUCUCUGUAAUUCUUUCCUAACCCUCCGAGGAUUGGGGGCUAGGGGAUCAAAAUCUGUCUGCACCAAAAUGCUCAUCCUUUAGUGACUGCGCAAAAAUGCUUAACAAUAAUUUUCUUUUGAUUGUUCUGUGCAACAUACUUCAUUGUAAGUAAUGAAUUUGGUUUCAUUGUAAAGCUAAAGGUUUUUUAUCUUUAUCAUGAAAUGUUUAGAAAUGCCAAAAAAUAAAAACCGACCACAUCAUGAGUACAAGUUAGCCAUAUUAAAACAAUUUUUUAAAAAUUAACGAUUAAUUAGAGAAAAAGAUAUCCAAUUUGUGUUUGCACAGCGUACAUGUAUGAUAAGUUACUGCUCCAUUGAUAUGAAAUUCAUUACUAUUUGAGCCACAUAGGAUACCUCAAAGUACAUUAAGAUACAAAAAAUAAUUGAACGAGUGAAAUAAUGGUUUAAGUAUGUCACUUUUGAAAAAGUUUGCCAUAAAUCUUAAUAUAUAUACAGCGCAGGUAGUCCUCUAGCUACAAUGGGGAUAAGUUACAAUGACUCCAUUUUUACUCAAAAAUAUUGCAACUCGGAGGCAGCCUAGCCUACAUUAUGUAAUCUAUACAUACAUGUAUUAUAGUAUCUGGUUAAUUCUUUUUUAUUUGUAAUUGGUCUGGAAAUUCAAUGCGGAUUGGAGAUUUCACUGAUAAAACUUAUCACUGUAGAUAAUGAGCACAAGUGAAUGAUCAGUCAGGGUUAGAGGUACAGACAUCCCAGCCUCUGGGGGCAAUGUAUGUAUGUAUUGCACAUUGUACGCUGCUGCCUGUGCCUGUCACGCUAGAUUUAAAAUACUUUCAAUCUUGUAUUAUUGGUAUGACCAUCACAACUUCAAAGUAUCUCAACUGGAAUCGCCAUUUUAACUUCGAAAUAUUGCAACUUGAAACAUUGCAGUAAACUCAAGGACUACCUGUCGGCAAGAAUCCAUAUACUUCACCAUACUCAAAUUUUAUUGUUAUGAUGCCUGUUUACAAUUUUUAGUGAAUUUAUCGAAUACUAAAUAUCUUUUGAAUACUAAUGGAUGAUGAUUAUAAUCAUCAUCAGAAUCACAAAGGGUUAAUAUUUUUUGUAUGUGCGUAUUUAUUUUGUAUGCCUUUCACACCAGACAAGAUGAAGGAACUCUGAUGGUACAUGUCUUGGAGAACUCAAGAGUUAUAGUGUAAUGUCCAGUUCAUGGCAAUCCAUUUCCUUCUAAGGGAACCACUGGGACUUGAAGUGAUUGGUGUUUCAGGGUUGAAUGAGUGUCUAGAAUUUUGGUUGGGUCACUGUGAAGAAAAGUGAAUGGGUUUCCACAAAGAUUUUGCUGAUGGUUUGGCUGGUAAUUCUGUUGAAAAUUUUACAAACAUAACAUAGAUUUAGAUGUUGCAUUUAUAGUGUAUAUUUUUUUUAUUUUUUUUCUACAUAUUUUCCCACUGAAUGUUCUCCAUCAUUCAGUAAUUAAUGAGAGGCUUUAAUGAUUCUCCGACUUUUUAUAUAUUUACAUUUAUACAAGCCUGUUUGAUUGAAUCUCGCAAUUUUAAUUUGAAACAAACUGCGUAAAUAUAUGUGAGGUCUUUUAGGUACAAUACUCACUGGGUAUUUAGUACUGUUAGUUAUGACAAAACUGGGUCUCUUUGUUUAAUUUAUAUUUGUAGUCUCUGUACGGUGUAAAUAACAGGUGUGCAAAUGUUACUGUUAUUUUGGGGAUAUGUUUUCGCUCACUUCUUUUUCUUAUCUGGCUGUAUUUUCAAUAUAAGAAUGGUAGUAUUUUUUUUAAUGCUUCUUUUUCAAAGACUCAUAUUUGUUUUACCAAUUUCCACUUAUGGUGUUACUCCACCUUGAUGUUCUUAAUACCAAGGCUGAAGAGAAUGUCAAUUCAUUGAAAGUUCUGGAGGUACGUAAUGUUUAUCAGCAGGGUGAAUAAUUGGAAGAAAUAUAUGAAAUAAAAAAAAAAUAAUGGAAAUGAAAUAGUAUAACCUUAAAAACUAAAAUAAUAAUAACAGAAUAUUGAAAUCCAUAAGUGUAACAAAUAGUAUUAGAAAUAAACUCACUUGUAUUUUCAUAAUUCAGACUGAAAGACCUAACAAAUAUGAAGUUCAUAAAGUAAAGCAUGAUAUUUAUGGAGAAACAGUAGGAUUCACAGAAAAUGGGGGAACAAUUGAAACAACCUUUAAGCUGACAAAGUUGCAUGGGAGCAUGUGAUGUUAAGAUGGCUGGAGUGCCAUUCAUUCAACCUAUGGUAAAAGUAUUCAAAAUUAUAGUGCAAAUGGAUUUAAGCUAAUGUUUGUAAUAUCUCCUGGCUUCUGGAGUUUAAUUUACUGUCAUUCUGUUCAGCCUAUUGUGAAUCUUCAGUGCAACCCAAGUGAUAAUGCUAGGUUGCUUCCCUGAACUCAUUUAGAUAAACACAAAGCCAUUUGCUGAGGCAGGCGAAUACUUUCUUUCUCAGUCUACCUUUACAGUGAAGUUAGUAAAGGUAAGGAUGAUUCCAUAUUUCAUCAGUCACAAAUCUUCAGGCCUCCUAAUAAAUGGUUUUCAUCAGACGAUGAUUUGUGAUGCAUUUAAUUUUCAUGUCAAAUUGUGCAACACUGGAUAAUUCCCCAGGCAGAUUAUUUCAACUCAAGAAAAGAAGUGUUCUCCUUGCUAUAUAGCACAUCUCAACAGCAGGACUAGUCUUGCUAGGUCAGUGCUUUAGAGUUAAGGCCUUGAUGAUUUCCAACUUUAAUUCUUUUAUGUUGCUUAAGGAUUUGCAUAUUGUUGGAUGAUCAAGCUUUACUCUGUGCUAGGAUUCAUGUGGUACAAUUGGUAGAUCAUGGUUGGCACCUUCAGUUGCUCUUUUCUGUUUGCAUCCUUAAGCAACAAAAUUGCAGCUAACUUAUUUGUAAGCAAGCCAGGUGCCUUGACUUGAGCUUAAGAGAAUAAGGUUUACACAGUUUUUGGCAGGCUUGACACUGUGGAACAUGAUUGCUGUACGUAGUUUUUUUUCUGGUAAAUGAAAUUUCUACUAUAAUCCAAACAAAAUUCAAAUAUCUAAACAAGUUAAGGCAUCAAAUUCCAACUUUUAUUUUUCGAUCUGCAGUCAGACUGAACUGCAGCUGGAGAACUUUCCCAAUCAGGUAUUGCUAGUUGUAAGAAUAAUGUACUUUCUAAUGGAACAAUGUCUGCAAUUCUUGUGUCCCAGAUACAAAGUAUUAUUUUGUACUCAGGUACCCACAUCUCAUUCCUUUCAGUUGGCACACAUUGACAUUGACAGAUCAUAGAGUAAAAUUAUAAUUGUAAUGACAGAAGAGACAGGGGUUCCAUUCUUGCUGCCUCUUCACUUUACUGUGGUCAUUUUUAUCAGUAUUUCAUUAUUUUUUAUUGCCUUUGACUGGAUGUAAAAGCAUUAAGUAAGAUGGUGAGCUGGUAUCUUAAGAAAUUUAGCAUUUGUAAAGACAGCACAGUUAUGUCAGUACAGUAUGUUGUAGAGAAACUUUCAGGUGCAUCUUGUCAGGAAAUCGAAGAUGGUAUUAUGUCCUAAUUCUAUGUUAUUCAUUAUAUAUUUCUUACUUCCCAGGUUGGGGAAUGUUCAAGCAUUGAUACCUUCCUUGUAUAUUGUACUUGUAAAAGAGACAUGUAGGCUGAGUUUUGUAGUUGAUAAAUGUUCCAGUAUAUAUAUUAACAGUGAAAACACAACUAGGAUUAAGUGUAAACUAUUUUUUAUCAUGCAUAUGGGUAUUAUUUUGCACAUCUAAAGGGAAAGCAUUGUGCUUGGUACCUCAACCAAUCUUGUGUAAAGAUAUAAAACAUUUUGUAUUUCCAUUAUAUCUGCAUUUCAUAUUGGUAUUUGUGAUCUUUAUGCAGAUAAGAUAUGUGUAAGACUUGAGGUAUAUACUACAUACUGCCAAUUCCCCAGUCAUGAUAUGUUUCACUCUUGCGUUUUUCAAACAGAUGUUUUAUCUUGGUGCUAUGUUCCAUGAAUGAUGUUUUAUGGCUUAAAAUAAACCAAAAGUAUUUUCUAUGUGAAAUUGUCAUUAUCAUAUCAGAAAAAUUAUAGUUGGUCGACUUAGCCAGUGAUGUUUUUUGUGCUUUGCUGGUUUUUUUUUUUUUUGCCUCUGAUUGUUAAUCUUCUUUUACCAUUUCUUUUCUUUCAUGGUAUUGUGAGCAGUGUCCUCUUUAUAUAUCAGUAUAGUAAAUGAAAGUGUGUUUUGGGUUUACUGGAUAUCACCUGAAAAUCAAGUUUUAUACAAUCCCAUGAUUGUGAAGGUGAAUUUAGAGAAUGGCCGUUCAUUUUUACUGUAUGUAGAUCGAAAGUGAGUCUAGUCAAGUUGUGAUGUCAAAACCAAAAUUAUAGUCACCUUUUAUAAAUAUUUUCUGGUCAGUGUCAGUGUGGGUGGAUGUAGUUGUCCUAAAACUGUUGUAGCUGGUAUGUAUUUAUUUUGAGUGUUUAUAAAUGUAUAAGUAUGUUGGUAAAUACAUCCUUUAGUAUUGACAGGUUAGAAUCCCUUUUGUAUCAUACUCGAUUCAGAAUUCUUCUUUAAUGUGAUCACAAACUUUGCAUGGACUGUUUACCCUUUGUAAGCAAUUACUAAACAAAAACUAUUUUUGUAUUAUACUGUACUAACCCUA